Molecule: messenger RNA, 3019 nt
Organism: Sitophilus oryzae (rice weevil)
Lineage: Eukaryota; Metazoa; Arthropoda; Insecta; Coleoptera; Curculionidae
Exons: 2
Coding region: 220-2640 (806 amino acids)
Cellular component (GO): nucleus
Molecular function (GO): DNA binding
Source: RefSeq, a predicted model, not a curated record
CCAAUUGAUGACACCUUUAACUUUAAUUAAAUUUAAUAAGAAAACAAUAAGUUCAAAUACAGGUUUCUGUGAUUUUAACACUUCUAGAAUAUCUUUACGAGAAACGGUGUCUAAAACCGUUUGGCAACACUGCACUGUCAUUUCAGAUUCCGUUAAAGUAUUUGGCGCUAAUCCGUUUUCCGUAAAUUUUUACAAGCCAUUAGUGAUUUUGCUUAGAAGAUGGCCACCAAAAAAAUUUUGCGGUAUCCAGAAAGCUCUAUGACAAAUGCUCUUAGUGCAGUAAGAAAUGGUAUGCCCGUUAAGACAGCAUCAAAGACAUUCAACGUUCCCAAAACGACAUUGCUUUAUAAAUUUAAGGGCAUUAAUCCGGAGUCUAGAAAAAUGGGGCCUGCUACAAUGUUUUCAAAAGCUGAAGAGGAUCUUCUUGUUACGUGGAUAAUAUCUAUGGCAAGAAAUGGGUUCCCGAUUACCAAAGAAAUGUUUUUAUCCAGUGCCUCGAAACUAGCAAAAGAGCUUAAAAAGAACUUUAAAAAUAAUAAUAUGCCGGGGCGAAAGUGGUACAAAAGCUUUUUAGGUCGACAUCCCGAAAUAAGCCUCAGGACGCCUCAAAAUUUAACCAUGAGUAGAGCUUCUGUAAAAAAAAUACAAAUAAGAAGAUGGUUUUUUGAAGUCUACGAGUUUUUAGAAGCUGAUAAUUUAACAACUGUCUUAUCAGAUCCUACUCGUAUCUUUAAUGCCGAUGAGUCGGCUUUUUUUUUAAAUCCAAAAGGAAAUAAAGUUUUAACAUCAAAGGGUGAUAAGACAGUUUACGCAACUGUAAAUAGCAAUGAAAAGGAGUGCCUUACAGUACUUUUAAAUGGAAAUGCCGCGGGAACUUUGGCUCCACCAAUGAUAAUUUUUCGGUAUAAAAGAAUUCCUUCCGACCUCUCUGCAAGCGUACCAAGACAUUGGGGAAUAGGAGUUUCAGAGAAUGGGUGGAUGACCUCAGAUACUUUUUAUAGUUAUAUGACAAACGUCUUUUAUCCUUGGGCCAAAGAAAAUGUUACAUUUCCCAUAAUAUUUUUCGUAGACGGACAUUCCUCACACUUGUCGUACCAUCUUAGCAGAUUCUGUUCAGAAAACCAAAUAAUUUUGGUGGCGUUAUAUCCAAAUGCUACGCAUUUGUUACAACCAAUGGACGUUGCAGUGUUUCGCACUUUAAAGUCUGGUUGGAAAGAGCAAGUCAGCGCAUGGAGACAUCAAAAUCAACAUGAAAUAUUAAGACGACGAGAUUUUGCUCCCCUAUUAGAAGCUGCUAUUAAAGAUCGGGUAACUCCAGAGAUCCUUCAAAACGGAUUUAAAAAAUGUGGACUCUUUCCAUGGGAUCCCGAAGUAGUAAGCAAUUUUUUCCCAGAAAAUGAUGAUCAACCUAAUUCACCUCGUAAUUCACCUAAACAAUCUGAAGACGACGUACAGGCGACAAAUAUAGACAGCCUUGCAUUUAUGGAAUCCUUUAUAGACCAAAAAGUACUUGAAAGUUUUGAAGAGCACUCAUUUGAAGAACAGUGGAGUGGUCGAAUAGAAGAUAAAUCAUUGUUUGAAAUUUGGAAGAAAAUGAAACAAAGUUGCGGAUUUACUACAAGGACUAUUGAAAACACUAUAAAAGAAGCAGAAAUUUUAUUUGAAGACGACAUUAGUUAUGAACUAAUAAAUGAAAAUAACAAUAGGGAUCCUGUUUGCAAUAACGAAACAAUUGGUAACGUGAUCUUAACUGCUGAAAACAGUGAAAGCCCAACGAUCACUAAUGACAUACCACACACACCCUUGUCACUUUCAGGUUGUCCUGAUCUGGAUGACAACAUUGAACUGCCUGAUUUUAGCUCCCAAGAACCCAACUGUAAUUCUGAGAUUGUAAAGCAAUCACCACCAAAUUCCAAAACUAAAAUUAAGAUUUUAGAUAUGAAAAUUAUAACGCCUAUAAAAUCCAACCUGUCAUUUUUACAAAAUCCUAAGUCUCCAAUGAAGUGUUCCGUGGAAUUAGUCAAUACCGCAACCGGACCAAACGUCCCCAGUCCUUUUAAACGAGCGCUUUUCUGGCCAGAACCAAAACCGGUGACAAAUAAGAAAUCUAAAGAAAAGAUACCUAGUGUUGUAACAAGCCAAAUGUGGCAAGAAUAUAGCAAGAAAAAAAGUGAGGAAAAAGCCAAACUGGAAGCUAGUAAACUGGAAAGAAAAAGAAAACUAGAAGCUAAGAAAAAAGAGUCGAAUAACAAAAUAAAGAAAAAAGUUGUAGUAAAUACAAAAAAGCGUUCCGUCCAAAUUGACGAAUCCGGAGCAAGCGAUGAGGAUAAUGUGCCUUUAAGCAAAAUAAGAGAAAAUUUAACUAUGGAAAAACCAAAGCCGUUGGAUUACGUGGUUGUCAAGUACUACGGAAAAUACUUUCCGGGUAAAGUUACUGAAACUCGAAAUAAAGAGUAUCUUGUUUCCGCAAUGGUCCAAUGUGGAAGAACAUCAGGAUGGCGCUGGCCUGAUAUUGAAGACCAAAUCUGGUACGAUGAACAGGAUGUUGUAAUGAUGAUACAACAACCUAAGCCGAAAAAUUCGAGAGGUAUCUUCUUCGUAGAAGAAAUGAAAGAGUUUACCGAAUUCACCGAAAAUUAGUUUAAUGUAAAUGUUUAAUGUCGUUAAAGUUACCUAAUUAAAGUAUAUUUCACAAGACUAAUAUUUUGUUAUUUAAAAAAAGAAUACAACUAAGUAAGUACAACAAAGAAUAAAAGGGGGUCAGGUACUGGUUUCAAGAAAGGUCAUCAUUAGGGACUUCAAUAAUUUUUGGGGUCAUGUAUUGGGCCAAUAUCAUAACUACAAAAUAUAUGUAUUAUUUUAGUAUACAUAUAUAAUAUUUUGAAUAUUAUAUAUUUUUUAAGGCAAACUAUAAGAUCUUAAAACCCAAUUGUAGUCAGUUUGUGUCAUAAAUGAUUUUUAACAAUACUAUAUUGAUUAAUCAAGUGAAAAUAUCUUAAAGUGUCAGCUACUGGUGCAU